This is a messenger RNA of Siniperca chuatsi (mandarin fish), 3543 nucleotides long. RefSeq lists its product as uncharacterized. The transcript has 2 exons. NCBI's taxonomy places the organism in Eukaryota, Metazoa, Chordata, Actinopteri, Centrarchiformes, Sinipercidae. The record is from RefSeq and is a predicted model, not a curated record. The coding region runs from base 1439 to 2887 and encodes 482 amino acids.
UAUAUAAACAAUGAGAGACAUUUACAGGUACAGUGGAUGUUUGUGUCACAGGGUUAUUGCACUAUGAGUGGGUAAAAACUGGCCUGUGGGUAGAAGCGCCUACCAGAGGGGAGAAGGUGGAACAGGUUGUGACCAGGGUGUGAUGGGUCUGCAGUGAUGUUUCCUGACUCAGGACAUGUAUAAGUCCUGAAUGGAGGGCAGGUUGGCACCUAUGAUCUUUCUCUGAAGUCCACUGUCUUCUCCACAGUUUUGAGUGUCUUCAGCUCCAGGUUGUUCUGACCCCACCAGAGGGCCAGCUGUUCAACCUCCCGUGCUGAAUGUGAUGUACCCCGGCCUGACCUGUUGCCUUGGUAGGCAAACUGUCUGUGAUGUCCUUCAGGUGGGUCAAGACAAGUCUUUUAAAGGACUUCAUGACUACAGACAUCAGGGCGACGGGCCUGUAGUCAUUUAAUCCUGUGAUGGAGAGUUUUUUGGGGGCUGGGAUGAUUGUGGAGCGUUUGAAGCAGGCUUGGACUUCACACAGCUCCAGUGAUCUGUUGAAGAUCUGUGUGAAGAUGGGGGCCAGCUGAUCAGCACAGACGUUCAGGCAGGAGGGUGACCCUCCGUCUGGUCCUGGGGGGGAUGGUUUCCUGUAGCUGGUUAUUUCCUUCUCGCGACACUGACGCAGGGUUGUUUUUCAGCUUCGCAGUGAAGCUCCUCUUGGCUACUCCGAUCUCCUUCAUCAGUGUGUUUCGGGACUGGUUACACAGGAUUCUAUCCCCACUUCUGUUGGCCUCCUCCUCAGUCUAAUGAAGCAGCCUGAGUUUUGCUGUAAACCAGGGUUUAUUGUUGUAUGUGCAGAAGGUUUUAGUCGUUGCACACAUAUACACAAAAACUGACGUAAGACGUCAAAGUGUCAGAGUUCAUCCAGGUCUGUGGUCUCCUCACAGUCCUGACCACAGAUUUAGCAGAUUUUAGUUUCUGCUUCUAUGUUGGGAGAAGAUGAACCAGACAGUGAUCAGAGAGUUCCAAAGCUGCACAGGGGAGAGAGCCAUAGGCGUCCUUUAAUACAGUAGGCCUAUAACAAUGGUCCAGAGUGUUUGUAUCCCUGGUAGGACACUGUCUGCAACGUGCUGUCUGUAUUAUGGCAGUGCGUGACUGAGGUUUUCUCUGUUAAAAUUCCCAAGACCAAUGAGACACUGAUGAUUAGACACUUUCAUACAAAAUCCACAUUCAACAAAAGUUCUAUUAUAUGGGGCAAAACUACUAUUCACAUGUUUCUUCAGCUGCCAAUGGGUGCUGCUGCCGUAACACAUGACUACUACCGCUUUCCGGUUUACUGUUUCCGGAUCCCUUGCUUGCAACUGUACGGAGUGUGGUCAUUAAAGCAACAAACAGAGGUAACCAAAAGCCACGUUAUAUUAAGUAGCUAGCUCAUAAAUGCUCAUUUGUUUUAAAAAUGAGCUCAGGUUCAACUUGCGCCGUUGUUGGUUGCUACAACAAUUCAAGGAAAUUGAAAAGUUUUUCAGAAACGUUUUGUGUGGAACAUCAACAAGUUCGACAAAAAUGCCCCUGCCCUGCGCCCUACUCCUUGCAUUCAAUGCCGACGAAGGAGGCAAGGAAAGUAGCGUGGCUUUCGGCUUUGAGAUUAAAAUAUCCUCCGAAAAGAGUGUACGUUUGCUCUUUCCACUUCGUUGAUAAGAGGCCCACAGAACUGCACCCCAACCCGGAGCUCUAUCUGGGUUACGACAGACCUCCUCCAAAGAAGAGGCGGAAGCUAGUGCGUCCUACAGUGACCCACACGGCUAAUUCCAGCUGCGACGUUAACGUUCAUCAAGAAGAGGAUGAUGCACCUUACUGCUUGGUGGACUUCCCUUUGACUGUCUCAGACCACGCUGACAUCUCAAGCUCUGCACAUCCUCCUGACCCACAGUGCCACACAGUUCACACACAGUGGGAGGACCCUGUACGACACGAUCAUGAUUAUUGCAAGACGGUCAGCGGAAAAGAUGUGCAGGAUAAGAUGACUCAGUGUGAUGGGAUUGGGUACUUCAUGCUUCAAAACGACUCAGAUGCUUUGCUCUACACUGGUAUAGCCCUAGAAACAUUUAACAUCCUUGUGUCAAUGCUGGAAGGAUAUGCUAGCAAUGCAUUUACAAUAUGUGUGCGAGAUCAAGUUCUCAUCACCCUUAUGAAAUUAAAGACCAACCGUGUGAUAGGUGAUCUGAGCAGACAGUUUUGUAUAUCACAGAGCAUGGCUAGCAAGAUAAUUUCACAUUGGAUUGACAAACUGGAGGAAGUUUUGCGACCUCUAAUUCCAUGGCUUCCAAAAGAAACUAUUCAGGCAACCAUGCCUGAAGCAUUUAAAAAGAACUUUCCUAAUACAACAUGUAUUGUAGACUGCAGUGAGAGCCUUUUACAAAAACCCAAAAACCUUGAUUCAAGAGGGGAAUCAUACAGCCAUUAUUAUUCACAUAACACAGUGAAAUACCUGGUAGCUUUUGCCCCAUGUGGACUAAUCAUGUUUAUGUCUGCAGCAUAUGGAGGGCGAUGCAGUGACAAAUUCAUAACCACAGACUCAGGACUAUUAGACAAUUUAAUGCCUGGAGAUGAGGUCAUGGCAGAGCGAGGCUUUACCAUAAAAGAUUUGCUGUUUGAGAGAAAGGUUAAAUUGGUAGCGCCCUCUUUUACAAAAAAGAGUGGACAGCUACCAGAGGAACAGGUGACAUACACGAGACAAAUUGCACAUAUAAGAAUUCAUGUUGAAAGGGCAAUCAGACGUUUGAAAGAUUACAAAAUAUUAUCACAGGUUGUUUCGAUUUCCAUGGUUCCUAAAAUAGACAAGAUUCUAAGAAUAUGUGCUGCUCUUGUCAAUUUAAGGGAGGAUCUCAUUUGUGAUUCAAACUAACUCAAAUUAAAAAAAAAACACUCCCUGGGAGAAGGAGGCAGGGCAUAUCUUGCUGCCCAAUAUGUAUCAACAUGCCACAACCUGAGGGACAGUGAGUGACAGACACACACACACACACACACACACACACACACACACACACAGCACACGCAUCCAUUCACACAAACACACACACAUUUCCGUUCAUUAAAAAAAAAACCAAUGUGUAUCAUUCUCACUUAUUUGUAUAUAUAUAUUUUUAACUGCAAGUCUACAUUUUAUUUCUAUUGUUACUUUUUACUUAUCUGUGGGUGCGCAUAUCUAUCUCUCUGUGUCUCUCUAUCUAUCUCUAUCAAUUUUAUGUGCAUUUUUAUUUUAUUUUUAUUUCACACUUGCUUUGGCAGUGUAAACGUCUGUUUCCCAUGCCACUAAAGCCCUUUUGAAUUGAAUAUAAACUUCAUACGUUAGGUGCCAUCACUUUAUAAAACAAUGAAGUCCAUGUCAACUUUCAUGUUGCAUUGAAUUUGUUUAAACUCUAUUCAACUUGUUUUGUUUGGCACAUUACUUUGGACGAUGGAGAAAAGUAUGUAAUCACUGGCAACAUUUAAUGUCAUCAGCUUUUUAAAUAUGACAUGCUGGUACUUUUUUAUUUGGAGUAAAAUAAACUGUAGCAAACA